This is a messenger RNA of Selaginella moellendorffii, 2746 nucleotides long. RefSeq lists its product as uncharacterized. Lineage: Eukaryota; Viridiplantae; Streptophyta; Lycopodiopsida; Selaginellales; Selaginellaceae. The record is from RefSeq and is a predicted model, not a curated record. The coding region runs from base 453 to 1484 and encodes 343 amino acids. The transcript is spliced from 10 exons.
UCCGGAGCCUUGGCACGGCGUCAUCGGCAUCGUCUUCCUCCUCCGCGUCGCAAAAUGUAGGCGCAUCUGGCAUUGCAGGUCUCAGAUCCUUCCUUGAUUUUGGUAUUCAGGGGUUCCGAUCGCGUCGCGCGCGCGAGAAGAAGCGCUUGAAGAACAAGACGCGGCAAUUGAGAAGGACUGGUUUCCAGAAUUCGAGCUUCUUCGACAGGCCGAGGACGUCCGAGUUUAGUUUCUUCAAACGGUUCCAGCAGUGUCUGCCAGAAGUACACACCCCAGAGCGAGACAAUCGAACAAUCGACUCGGGAAGCGACAAAAAUGAUGAUUUGAGCUACAAGGGAAGCUACGAAGAAAAUACUGGAAGUCACAAGGAUGAUGGUGAAAUCUACUUUAAAAGUUCCAAAGAAAAUCGAGAUUUAAGUUCUCCAACUCAUACGCUAAGACACAAUGAUGGAAUGUUAAGGGGAAGUAAAAGCGAUGAUGGGGCAAUCUACACGGGCAACUAUAAGAACAUAUUCACGCGAAUCCAACAUCAUCUCCAAGAACUAUCAUCUCGGAGUUCCAAAUCUAAGGGGCCUCCCAGAGUCGAAACACUGCUCAGGAGGCUGGACGUUGUUAAUCCGGCCAUCUCGUGCGAGGAAAAAGGCCAUAAACUACUUCAACCUGGAAGUCCCUUACUGCUUGAAGACGAAGAGGAUUCUCACUUCGAAGCCUUGAAGAACUGGAAUAUCAAGGAGAUGACGGAAUUAGCGUGGAGUUCCGGGCUUUCGGAUGACAAUAGUGCGGAUUGGGAUGGGCAUGUUGAGAGUCAUUCACAGCUCAAAGACGACGACGGAGAUUCAGACUACGAAGCACUGAAAACCUGGAAUGUCAAGGAGAUGACAAGAUCGGCAUGGAGUGCUGGACGGUUCCCAAAUGUAAAUCUCUCAAGCCAGAGUAUCGAGACAGACAAGCUCGACAGUCCAGGCCAGCUGUUCGAGGUGCCGCAACAGGACUUACUCUCGUCGCUAUAUUCCGAGCCGGAAGAAGAAAAAUUGAGCUUUGAAGUUACGAAGGAUACAUUGGGACUGCAUUCGAUAGAUGGAAGCGAUUCACAGCUUGAAGACAAGGGGCAUUCAGACUGCGAAGAACUCAGAUCGGCUGGACAGUUUGAUAUCUCGGAGAUCCAAGAAGAACUCAGAUCGGCUGGACGGUUUGAUAUCUCGGAGAUCCAAGACGAAGAAGAAGACGGAUACAACCAAGGAUACGACAGUCCAGGCAAGCUCUUUGAGGUGGACUCCUUAUGUUUCAAGCUGGAAGACGACUGUCCAGGCAAGCUCUUUCAGGUGUCCCAGCAUGACUCGGUAUCUUUCAAGCCCGAAGAAGAAAACUUCGACUUUGAAUUUCCAAAGAAUCCAUUGGACGGCAUUUACAAGUCAGGAGCGAGGGUGGCUCUGCAAUCACUCGUUGGCUUUACAACUGGAAACUCUGAUACACUUGACUGGUGAAGACGUCAAGUUCGUGAGCCUGGCAACGUCUUUUUGGUCCUCCGACGUCCCUGUGGUCCCGGGAGAGGACUCGGUGCCGGCGGAAGCGAGAGUGAACUUUUUGGAGGUGGAGGAGAGCGAGGAACGGGCCUUAUGAAGACGAUUGGUCCUGGUCUCAGUGGUAGCCAUGGCCGAGGGAUUGGAUUCACAUCGCGAUAGUCUUGGCGAAACAUCCCGCCUUUGCUCUGGAAAACCUUCAAACAUCUCAGAAAUCGCUACGAGAAGAAGCACAAGUGUCGCAACGAGGAGGUUUCUCUGUGCUGCUACAGUUGGGGACGACAUAACUGGGCCCUGAAAGGAUGAUUCUUCAGACAAGCUGUGCAUCCAAGUUAAAACGGUGGCGAGUUUAAUUUGCACGCGGUGAGGAGCAAAUCGCCGCGUUUACAGCAUUUAAAGCCGCUGACAGGUCAUUCCAUCGGCAUUGGCAGGCGCGACGAUCAAACAGGCAAGUAAUUUCGAGUUCCAAGUUUUUCGAUAAGCUGGCAGCUGUACUACAAUCGCAGAGUUCUUCUCUUAGAGGAAACAUUUGCUUCGUUACAAGAUCUUGCAAGCAUUUAACCAGUUAUCGAGCUCGAACGACAAUAUCUUUCCUAAAAACUAAGUAGAUGGUGAACAUACUUCUCAAGAACUUGACACCGAGCUUGGCUGUCAGCUACAUCGAGCGGUACAAGCUACACUUAAAAGGCGGCUUUGAUUGGCCAGGAUCGAAAUCUUCCAGGUAGGUACAAAACUGUUGUUGACGUUUUCUGAUUAUCAGAUGUUUGUUUCGUACAGGGAUCUCUUGGGAAUCAUGUGAGCUUGCGCAACGAGCUGCCAAAACAAACACAAACUUAAAACCAAAAGAGGAGAGGAAACUUACGUGCUCGAAGUAAGUCUUUUCACGCUUCGGGGGAAGAGGAGCCGCAGUGUUUUCCAUGACUGACGGUGGACAGAAAUGGUCUGUCUGAAUCCCCAUGCAGCGGGGAUCGUCCGUAAGCAUCGAGCUCGACUGGCUUAGCUGCUCCUCCACCGGGAACCGAUCCCUUCUCGGGCUCAGGUCGACUGAAAAAACAAGGUGUGAGACCAGACCGAAUGAUCGAGUGGAAACGAUCUACAGAAAAAGGCACUAGCCUGGAGUUCCUCUAGCCGAGGAUGAUGACUGGCUUAGCUUGGUUCCUUCGAAACUUGUAUCGCUGCCAAAAGAGCUCAGUAGCAUGUUGGAUGCUCUCUUGAGCGACGAGUUA